Messenger RNA from Alternaria postmessia, 408 nucleotides. RefSeq lists its product as uncharacterized. The transcript is spliced from 3 exons. NCBI's taxonomy places the organism in Eukaryota, Fungi, Ascomycota, Dothideomycetes, Pleosporales, Pleosporaceae. Gene Ontology annotation, cellular component: membrane. The record is from RefSeq and is a predicted model, not a curated record. Bases 1 to 408 code for a protein of 135 amino acids. Gene Ontology annotation, biological process: transmembrane transport. Gene Ontology annotation, molecular function: transmembrane transporter activity.
AUGGCUCUAAUCAACGUUGGGAAUGCCAGAAUCCAAGGCAUGGCAGGAGAGCUAGGUCUCAACCAAGGCUACCGCUGGAACUGGGUGACGUCCAUCUUCUACAUUGUGUAUAUGUUUGUCGAGGUGCCGAGCAAUAUUCUAUUGAAGAAGCUCGGCCCCGAGUUCUACCUGCCGCUCUUGGUGUGUGGCUUUGGGCUUGUCUCGCUGUGCAGUGCCUUUGUGCAGAGCUUCCAGGGACUGCUGGCUGCCAGAGCCUUUCUCGGAGUAUUUGAGGGGGGUGUCAUGCCAGGUCUCGCCUUCUUCAUAUCCUGCUUCUACAAGCGUGAGGAGCUCUUGUUCCGCAUCGGCAUCUACGUCUCUGCUGCGUCCAUGGCUGGAGCCUUUGGCGGCCUGCUCGCCACUGUGUAG